UUCUUCUCAUCCGAACUAUGUUUGCAAACUCAAGAAAACCCUCUUAUGGCUUAAAGCUGGCUCCCCGAGCUUGGUAGAAGGAGCAGUUGCAGAGGACGGAAGAAAACCCAGCAUCUGGGACACCUUUACACAUGAUGGUAGACGUCUAAGUGACGAUCAGGCAACAGGAGAUAUAGCAGCAGAUCAGUAUCAUAAAUACAAGGAAGAUGUAAAGUUGAUGCAUGAUAUGGGCCUGGAUGCGUACAGGUUCUCCAUCUCCUGGUCGCGACUUAUUCCCGAUGGACAUGGGGAUGUAAAUGCAAAAGGCUUGCAGUACUAUAACAAUCUGAUCGAUGAACUCGUGAGCUAUGGAAUAGAGCCUCAUGUUACCUUGCACCACUUUGACCUUCCACAAGCGCUUGAAGAUGAGUAUGGAGGAGUACUGAGCCCGAGAAUAAUAGAGGAUUUCACCGCUUACGCCGACGUAUGCUUCAGAGAAUUCGGGGACAGAGUGAAAUACUGGGCAACCUUUAAUGAACCCAGGGUUCAGGCGCUCUUCGGUUACCAGUUCGGCACUUUUCCGCCUCGACGCUGCACCCACCCUGUUGGUUCCAACUGCACCAAGGGAGGUUCAACAAGCGAGCCGUAUCUAGCCGCUCAUAACCUUCUUAGAUCACAUUUAUCGGCCGCCACAUUGUACAAAGACCAGUAUCAGGCGGUGCAAGGAGGGAAGAUAGGAAUUACCACGUCGUGUCCGUGGUAUUCCCCUUCAACAAAUUCACAAGAAGAUAUCAUCGCAGCGCAGCAGGCCAGGGAUUCCAACAUAGGAUGGAUCAUCAAUCCACUUGUGUACGGGGACUACCCUCCUAUCAUGAGGGAGAGUUUGGGAUCAAAUCUGCCUUCGUUUGAUGCAGAAGAAUCCAUGAAGUUAAAACAAUCAUUUGAUUUCAUUGGGUUGAACCAUUAUAAUUUGUAUUAUGUGAAAUACAAACCUAACAAGUAUGACAAGAGUGAUAAGGACGUCAAAAAUGUCUCGGCUAAAGACUCCGAUACACGAUUAGGCGCAUCGGAGAAGUUUCUCACGGUGAAAGAGGCGUCUUCAGCUAAUGCUCCGUGGGCUUUCCAGGCGACGCUUGAGUACGUUAAAAUAAAAUACAGGAAUCCUCCGAUCAUCGUUUAUGAAAAUGGAUACGGGGAAUCUAAUGUUGGUCCGACCACUGGGAACGGUACGGAUGAUUAUAAGAGGGUAGCAUAUUUGCAGGACUACAGCGAAAGCUUGCUCCGGUCUAUUAGGAAUGGCUCAAACACGCUAGGGUACUUCGUGUGGUCAUUUUUAGAUUGUUUUGAGCUCGUGCACGGCUAUACCGCACGCUACGGACUCUACGGGGUUGAUUUUGAAGGAGCCGACAGGAGGAGGUUCGCGAGGCUUUCAGCUCACUGGUACUCCAAAUUUCUAAGUAACGGAGGACUGAUAAGAGCUCGAGCAUCAAAAAUUAUUCGCACGGAGUAGCGAGCUUGAUGUUUCCUUCGACAAUGUUGUCGCUCGGAUUUGAUUAGUCUGUGCUCUAAAUAUAUUGUGCGUGUCAUGAGGCAUUGUUUCAAACUCCUCCUGCGUUAUUAAAAUAAGAAAAAAAGAAGAAGCAAAUGAUCAUUUUUCUUGCUACUA
Molecule: messenger RNA, 1645 nt
Organism: Asparagus officinalis (garden asparagus)
Lineage: Eukaryota; Viridiplantae; Streptophyta; Magnoliopsida; Asparagales; Asparagaceae
Product: beta-glucosidase 31-like
Exons: 13
Coding region: 218-1489 (423 amino acids)
Biological process (GO): carbohydrate metabolic process
Molecular function (GO): beta-glucosidase activity
Source: RefSeq, a predicted model, not a curated record